AGGGAGGCUGCUGUGUCCCCCGGAGCACCUGUAGUACAGCAGGGCCCAAGGAGCUGCAGUGCUCACCUAGCUGGAGCUUUGCACUCAAACCCACUCAAUUCCAACAGGAACUCGGGCUCCCGUCCCUUCCCUGCCUACUACCACCAGCAAGCCCACCACACUCGGUAGGAGCAGCUGCUCACUUUGCCAAGAUGUCCAAAGUAGCUAAGUAUCGGCGGCAGGUGAGUGAAGACCCCGACAUCGAUAGCCUGCUGUCCACCCUCUCCCCUGAAGAGAUGGAGGAGCUGGAGAAGGAACUAGAUGUGGUGGACCCAGACGGGAGCAUCCCGGUGGGGCUGCGGCAGAGGAAUCAAACGGACAAACAGCCCUCGGGCUCAUUCAACCGGGAAGCCAUGCUCAACUUCUGUGAAAAGGAGAGCAAGAAACUCAUCCAGAGAGAGAUGUCUGUGGAUGAAAGCAAGCAAGUGGGGAGGAAGACAGAUGCCAAGAAUGGAGAGGAGAAGGACAGCAAUGCCAGCAGAAAGGCCCCAGGCCCCAGACAGGACUCAGACCUGGGCAAGGAGCCGAAGAAGGGCGUUUUAAAGAAAAGCUUCUCCAGGGAUCGAGAGGAGGCCGAUGGCAGAGGGGGUGAGAAGCCCAAGGAGGAGAAAGUCAUCAGGGGCAUUGACAAAGGCAGGGUCAGGGCUGCCGUGGACAGGAAGGAGUCCGGGAAGGAUGGCAAAGAAGAAAGGGCAGCCGCCACCUCGAGAAAGGAGGAAGAGAAGACAGGAAGUGUCAGGAACUCAGGCCUGAGCAGAGACAAAGACAAGAAGAAAGAAGAGGUGAAGGAGCCCAGCAAGAAAGAGGAGGUGAAGCUGACAGCAGAGAGCAGAAACACAGUCGGGAGACAGGAGGACGGGAAGCUGAAAGAGUCAAGCGAGGAGAACAAGAAACCAGAGGACGAGGGCAUAGGCUCUGGGCGCAGAGACUGGAGAAAAGAGGAUGAAAAAGUUAAGAAGGAAGAAGACCAACCUGACAAAGAAGUCAGGGAAGAGAGCAAAACCAAAGCCCCGGAGAAACAGGUGCCCAGUGGCCCCAGCAAGCCCUCUGAUGGGCAAGCCAGAGCAGAAGAGGAAGCAGCUCCCAGCAUAUUUGAUGAACCUCUGGAGAAAGUGAAGAACAACGACCCAGAGAUGACGGAGGUGAAUGUCAACAACUCAGACUGCAUCACCAACGAGAUCCUGGUCCGCUUUACGGAGGCCCUGGAGUUCAACACUGUGGUGAAGGUGUUUGCCUUGGCCAAUACUCGGGCUGACGACCACGUGGCCUUUGCAAUUGCUAUCAUGUUAAAGGCCAAUAAGACCAUCACCAGCCUCAACCUGGACUCCAAUCACAUCACUGGCAAAGGCAUCCUGGCCAUCUUCCGGGCCCUCCUCCAGAACAACACGCUGACAGAGCUGCGCUUUCACAACCAGAGGCACAUCUGUGGGGGCAAGACUGAGAUGGAGAUCGCCAAGCUGCUCAAGGAGAACACCACCCUGCUCAAGCUAGGCUACCAUUUUGAGCUGGCAGGACCCCGGAUGACUGUCACCAAUCUGCUCAGCAGAAACAUGGACAAGCAGAGACAGAAACGGCUGCAAGAGCAAAAGCAGGCCCAGGAAGCCAGCGGAGAGAAGAAGGACCGGCUGGAGGUACCCAAGUGCGGGGCCCUGGCCAAGGGCUCCCCCAAACCUUCACCCCAGCCGUCUCCAAAGCCUGCUCCAAAGAACUCACCCAAGAAAGCAGGUGUUCCAGCAGCCCCGCCUCCCCCUCCCCCUCCACUGGCUCCACCCCUUAUCAUGGAGAACCUAAAGAACUCACUCUCACCAGCUACCCAGAGGAAGAUGGGAGACAAAGUGCUCCCUGCCCAGGAGAAGAACUCGCGUGACCAGCUCCUGGCUGCCAUCCGUUCUAGCAACCUUAAGCAGCUGAAGAAGGUUGAGGUGCCCAAGCUGCUUCAAUAGGACAGGCAGCCGGGCAUUGGUACCAAUGCCAUGACUGCCCAGACUCUUGUCCCAGGGCUACACAGACCCCGCCACCCCACCCUGGCUGAGCUGUUGCAGCUGUCCCUGUCCACCAUGGGAGAGCUCGAAACCUGGACCACGCUCGAGGGAGGACACCUCAUCUCUUCUCCCUUUCCUUUUCUUGUCUCUGAGGCCCUUCAAAAAUUGCUUUGAAACCUGGAGCUGAAGUGUCCGGACAAGAGGAGUCCUUUAAGCACGUCACAGAGAAGAUGGCACUGCCCAGAGCCCAUGUAGCAGGCAUGCUGCCAAAGGCUUAUGAUGCAGAAAAGAUGUCUCCCAGGGACCACAUUUGGACCCCAGCCUCACUGUCCCCAGGGCUAGGAUUCAGGUCUCUGAGGAGCCCUUGGGCAAAGUUGCUGGGCCAGUGGUACUCUAUGGGACAGUGGUAGAAGGCUGGAGGGGAUGAAAGUCCAAAGGCAAAGUAAGAGGGCAAAGGAUGCUACAAACCCUCCACCUGAUAUGCCUGGGCAGCAGGCAUGGUUGGACAGUGCCUGAGAGAGGGUAGGCUCCAGAUGGGAGUAGAAAGACAGACAGACAGCAGCUGGACCUGAAGGGUUGAUGCCAAAGCAGACAUUUUCUUCACAUCACCUGCUGCUGUAUAAAUAGCUAUAUAUCUGUUUUUCCAUAAGAUUUUGAUAAUAUAUACAAACCUUUAGCUUCGA
Molecule: messenger RNA, 2704 nt
Organism: Mus caroli (Ryukyu mouse)
Lineage: Eukaryota; Metazoa; Chordata; Mammalia; Rodentia; Muridae
Gene: Lmod1
Product: leiomodin 1
Biological process (GO): muscle contraction; actin filament organization; myofibril assembly
Cellular component (GO): myofibril; cytoskeleton; striated muscle thin filament
Molecular function (GO): actin binding; tropomyosin binding
Source: RefSeq, a predicted model, not a curated record